Molecule: messenger RNA, 1738 nt
Organism: Gasterosteus aculeatus aculeatus (three-spined stickleback)
Lineage: Eukaryota; Metazoa; Chordata; Actinopteri; Perciformes; Gasterosteidae
Gene: cptp
Product: ceramide-1-phosphate transfer protein
Biological process (GO): ceramide transport; intermembrane lipid transfer
Cellular component (GO): cytoplasm; cytosol; membrane
Molecular function (GO): ceramide 1-phosphate transfer activity; ceramide 1-phosphate binding
Source: RefSeq, a predicted model, not a curated record
ACAGAGCAGGAAUGACCUGUCGUUCCACUGAGAUGAACAGUCGCUUACAUUUCCUUUUUUUCUGAAUUUUGUAUGUAUUCUGCCUCUUGUACUACAGUCGUGUACUACAUUGUCACAGUCGCCCAGUUGCUUGGUAGCCGCUAGUUGCCGAUUGGCUUUGGUUGAUAGCACUUCCGUAUAGAUAACCAUGGCCGGUACAGAAGAAGAAGAGAAAUUCUCCUUAAAGGAGGUGCUCGACACUUUCAAGUUGUGUUUGUCGGAUAGCAAAGAAAUCUACCUCGAACAGUAUGUGGCUGGGUGGCGUGGUCUUGUAAGACUUUUGAACAGCUUGGGCAGCGUUUUUGGCUUCAUCUCCAGCGACGCCGUCAACAAGAUCAACAUCCUGGUGGCCCACUUGAAAGGCGAGAACGGGUCCCGGUACGUCACCGUCCAGUCGAUGGUGGCGUAUGAGCUGGAGAACGACCUGGUGGACCUGAGCAAGCGGGGCAGCCACCCGGAGUCCGGCUGUCGCACCCUGCUGCGGCUGCACCGCGCGCUGCGGUGGCUGGAGCUCUUCCUGGAGCGCCUGCGCACCAGCGGCGAGGACAGCAAGACCUCGACCAUGUGUUCGGAGGCCUAUAACGAGUCCCUCUCGCGGCACCACCCCUGGGUAAUCCGCAAGGCCGCCGGCAUGGCGUUCUGCAUGAUCCCGGGGCGACCGGCUUUCUUGGAAGCGAUGAACGUUGGCCCCCCGGAGCAGGUCGUGGCCAAGCUGGGGGAGGCGCUGCCUCUCAUCUCUGAGGUGUACCAGAUCACAGAGGACCUUUACAGUCGACACAGCCUGAUGGAUUUGCCAUAGAAAGCAAAAGGUUGUGUUAUUUGGCACUUUAAUCUAGCUACUAGGUUUUUGGUAACAUAAGGGUUGUUUAUUAUCUGCAAAGUGUUAUUGAUUAAGCAAACGUCUACCGACACUUUUGUUUUUUACAUAUUGUAUUGUAUACUACCUUACACUUUAAAUGUUGCAUGUUUAUCUGCAAUAUUUAUAACAUGCUUCUUUUAAAUUCAACUUUCCCUUGCAGACUAUUUUAAUUUAAGUAGACGAAGGGAAACAGUUGAACCAAAGUUUUAGCUCACUGCCUACAGCAUUUAUGUUGAUUAUAAUGUGGUAAUAGGACCAUUAAGUCAGGUUUUUAAAGUUCUCACACCAUAUUUCAUUCCAAAUACAGCCUCAUAAAUUUGAUGUUGUACAAUGCAAUAUACUGGAUGGAUUUCUAUAGUCGUGUUGUAAAAAUGAUCAGUCAAAUGACCAACUGCAUUCGUAAUUGAAGUGCCAACAGCAUUACAUUGAUCUUGAACAUUAAAAAGCAAAUGUACAUUACAAAACAGAAGUAAUCAGUACUGUGGAUGCUUCAAAAACACAUUAGCCUAAUGGCCAAACCAAACACUUAAGACACUUUGGGAGAGAAAAAGGAAUAAUCAAUCAACGGCUGUAAGCGGUGGACUCUGAGCUGCUGCCCCCACUGUAAAUGAUCUCAAUGCUGUUUCUUCUAUGUACAAAUCACAGAUACACUGUUAACAAGUGAUUGGUGUGUUGUUUCUUAAGAAUGUAAUGUAAUCUAUACAUUAUGACUAAUUAAAAACGAAUGUAUUAACAGUGUACAAUAGUGAAUAUAAUUGGUUGAUGAUUAUGAAUUAGUAUUUUGAAAAGUUGUAGAUUAAUUGGGUGACAUAAUCUUAAGUAAAUGAAGACAUGAAUGAA